This is a messenger RNA of Monomorium pharaonis (pharaoh ant), 3380 nucleotides long. RefSeq names its product rho-related BTB domain-containing protein 1 (gene RhoBTB). Gene Ontology annotation, molecular function: GTPase activity; protein binding; GTP binding. Gene Ontology annotation, biological process: small GTPase-mediated signal transduction. The record is from RefSeq and is a predicted model, not a curated record. NCBI's taxonomy places the organism in Eukaryota, Metazoa, Arthropoda, Insecta, Hymenoptera, Formicidae. The transcript is spliced from 15 exons. Bases 903 to 3215 code for a protein of 770 amino acids.
UAAAGAAAACACUCCUCCCAUUCGUAAUUGUAAUACAUUUUAUUUCUUUUAUAAAAAUAGAAAAUGGGCACGGUGCAGUGUAUACGAACGCGGCGCGAUUUGAAAUAUUCGUAACUAAGAGACAUGAUGUGCAAUUUGAAUGUUGUUGAUGUAUUCAUAGAAACGUACAGUAAUGUAUUCAUGGAAAAUGCAAUGGUUUACACUGGAUGGAAUGUUAUCAGCGACUUUAUUAGGUAGACGAUAUUAUUUGCUGAUUCCUGCGGAGAUCGAAAAUAGCGCUCGUAACAAUCUCCCAAGGUCCUCUUUCAUUUGACUUCAAGGUCGGAACCUCGCGAUGUAAGCUGCGUGGUGGAACAGUUAAGUUUUUCCGCGGGCGCAUACAUCGUUAUCGUCAGGUAUCAUAAUAGUAUGUACACAACGCGCGUGACGUACGUCGCACGCGGCCGUGGAUUACUUAUCAAUGGGCGGCCGCGUGUUUGUCCUCCGUUCGGAGUCAGCGCGUGUGUUAAUGCGCUGCGUAUAAGGCGCCGUUUUCCGUGUCGCGAUUUCAGUUACAGUCGAACGGAGUCGGCGACCGAAGGAAUUUCGCGUGGUCCGGAGACUUGGCAAGAAGAGGAGCGACGACUAUACGGCGCGACUGCUACGUGGGAGGACGCGCUGUUUUGCUGCAGCAUUUGAUUGCCCCGAAGCGUGUUUGUCGCUGCUUAUUGUUUCAGUGCAUAUCUUAUCAACGGGAAGGUCGAGGACGUCGCGUUCCGGUCCGGUUAUCGGAUGUGAUGCACGCAUUUGGCAGCUACGGAAACGACAGCGGUAGCAUUAUCUGUGCUGGAGACAGCGGUUGAGAACUCGAGCGAUCUGGCAGGUGAGAGGGUAUAUUGUAUGAGCAGGGGAGACUGCCGGUGAUGGACAAUGAGCAACCGCACCAGGAACUGGUCAAGUGCGUGGUCGUGGGUGACACGGCAGUCGGAAAGACCAGACUGAUCUGCGCCAGGGCCUGUAAUAAGCACGUGUCACUGUCACAACUCCUGACUACUCACGUGCCCACGGUUUGGGCUAUCGACCAAUAUCGGAUCUACAAGGAUGUAUUGGAGCGAUCUUGGGAGGUAGUAGACAAUGUAAACGUGUCGCUACGUCUCUGGGACACAUUUGGCGAUCACGAGAAGGAUCGACGUUUCGCAUACGGGAGGUCUGAUGUCGUGUUACUAUGUUUCUCCAUAACCAACCCCGUUUCCUUGCGAAACUGCAAGGUGAUGUGGUAUCCAGAGAUAAGGAGGUUCUGCCCGCAGACACCGGUCCUAUUGGUCGGAUGCAAAAAUGAUUUGCGGUACAUGUAUCGGGACGAAACUUAUCUCAGUUACUUCCGUGAUCGGAGUCCCUUCGUAAGGGCUACGAGGAAAAGCGAUCUGGUGAUGCCGGAUCAGGCACGGGCGGUAGCGCGAGAACUUGGCGUGUGCUAUUACGAGACGAGUGUUUUCACUUAUUACGGUGUGAACGAGGUAUUCGAGAAUUCGAUACGCGCCGCCUUGAUCGCGCGUCGUCAGCAACGUUUCUGGAUGACGAACCUGAAGAGGGUGCAAAGACCCUUGUUACAGGCGCCAUUCUGUCCGCCGAAACCAGUGCCGCCGAAAGUAUGCCUGGCUCCGAGUACCUAUGAGGAGAACAUGAAGAGCCUAUGGACGAAGCCGGUUCACACGGAUGUCACUCUGAUAACGAGUAACUGCACGUUUUUGGCUCAUCGGUGUUUGCUCGCCGCCGCCUCACCGGCGUUUCACCGGCUCUUCUCGAUGGAACUCGCCCAGGAACUCACACCGCGCAGCUCCAGCGAGUCCAGCAUGGUGAGCACUUUCGGCGAGGCCACCGUCGGUGACUUCAACGACGAUACCGAGUGCCUAAUUCGUAUCGAUCAAAGCAAACCCGCAAAAGUAUGGGAGCAACUUAAGCGACGAUCGAGUUUUCAAGUACUGCCGACCAUGGAUAAUCAGAGGAAGAGCAAUGGCGCGACGAGAGAUUUGAAUCAUCCUGCCUUCCAAAAUAUUCGUAUAUGUAUGACUGAAAAUGCGAAUGGAGUACAGCAGCCCAUGACCGUGAUCACGCUAUCGAAGCUGAUCACGCCACAGGCGAUGCAGCAGUGCUUGCAAUUCAUUUACACGGGCAGCUUGGACAAACGGUAUCACGAUCUACAAGUACGUUGGAUCGGUAGAAAUUGUCGUAAGAAAAAAGGUACAUUCGAGAAUGUAAGAAGACGCCCUUUGUUUUUGACCGCCGCGGAAGUAAUGCGCACAGCUCCUAUCGGGCUUCUACUGGAGAUCAGACAGGCGGCCGAAUUCCUCGAGCUACCGCAAUUGCUCAUGGUACUCGGUAGCAUACAAACGCGGGAGCAGUUUGUCAAUAGCGAUCUCAAUAACCGGUACAAGCAGGUGGUCAGACAACGUUUGGAAGAUAUCUGUCUGGAGCAAGGUCUUUUCGCUGAUGUCACAUUUGAGUUGGAUGACGGCAGCGUACCGGCUCACAAAGCGAUUCUCACUGCCCGAUGCGACGUGAUGAAAGCCAUGUUCUCUGGUGAUUUUCGCGAAAGCAGCGCAAAAGUCAUAGUCUUUCCUGGGGUUCGGGAGUACACAUUCCAUAAGUUACUCUGCUAUCUUUACACGGACGAGGUACCGGCAAUCUCCUCGGCCAGAUGCCUUAACUUAUUGGAACUAGCCAAUAGACUCUGCCUUCAACGAUUGGUGAACUUAGUUGAGAGCAGAGUGAUUGAGGAUCUUGAGCGGCUUUCGCAAAACGAGGGGAACGACGCCGUGGAAAACUGCCUGAGGCUGUUAGAGCCGUGCAAGCUGCAUAAUGCCGAUCAGCUGGCCGACUGGUGCAUGAAUCAUCUCUGCGUUAACUACAACAAACUGUGCAAAAUGUCGCCCCGCAGCGUGCGGCUGCUUCAUCCGGAGAACCAGGAGUAUUUGAACGAGCACCGGUGGCCGCCAGUCUGGUACUUGAAGGACUACGAUUACUAUCAGAAAUGUUUAGCGGAGCAAAUACGCGAAAACAAGCCGACGUUGAAGCGAAAUCGUAAUCAGUCCGGCUGCUUGUGUUUCUCGAGCUCGAGCAAAACCAGGCGGGAGGGUAAUACCGGGAACGGCACAAAGUCGACGACGUCGAGCGAGACGCCAGCGGAUCGGCCGCUCUUCGACGCCUCGACUGAGUCCGGCGAGCAAGCCGUAUGACAGGAACCAAGCGGCCUCAGCCGCUCCGUCAGAUUUAUCCUGGUACUACCUGUGCUCAUGGUCUUCAUAUGCACUAUUUUUACUAUUUUGAUACUGCUACAGAUUUAUACUUAAGCGGACUGCAAGACACCAAAGAGAUGCACGAAAAACACACACAUAAAAAAA